AUGGACGAAGCAUCAAUGGACGUGUCAGAAAAUAUUGAUCAGAUUGAAGUAGGUCGGGUUUCUGAUUUGAGACAACGACAUGAAAGAAAAAUAAACGAGGCUGCUGGUACGUCGAGACAUGUAGAGGUAUGAAAUAGCUGAAUUGAAAUUGUGCUUAUAAUUAAUAUUAUAAUUGUAUCGGAGUUGAUUGGCCAAUUUUUUUUAGCGUCUGAUUGGAAAAAAAGUUAAUUUUGUAGAGUUCAUUUAUUUUGAAAUGGAAAUUACCUUACAUCACAUCACAUCGCAUCAAACCUUUGUAAUUGCUUGCAAUAAUUUGCAAUUGAUUGUAAAAAUGAAUCAGUUUUAG
Paramuricea clavata is the source of this 346-nucleotide messenger RNA. NCBI's taxonomy places the organism in Eukaryota, Metazoa, Cnidaria, Anthozoa, Malacalcyonacea, Plexauridae. The record is from the annotation of a GenBank genome assembly.